AUGAGUCUCACCGAAGAAAUCGACCUAUGGUCACCUUUCACCAGCGAUACCUUGUUGGAGGUUCGCACCAGCGUGAUGAAGAAGAUGCCCGGACUCGAGGUCACGUCCGGAAUCGACAAGGAUUUGAGGCAUGGUCCCAUUUACGUAUCGCAUCUCGGGCUCGAGGCGGACGAGCAUGAUCCAACUUUUCAUGGUGGACCGGAUAAGGCGAUUCACGGUUAUUGCUCCUCUCAUUACUCUGGUUGGAAGGCAGAACAUCCAAUCGCAGCGGAAAGAUUCAGACCGGGAGCUUUUGGCGAAAACUUUGUCACAAGGCACAUGAAUGAGCGCAACGUAUGCAUCGGCGAUGUCAUCGCUGUUGGUGAUGAAGUCGUGCUCCAAGUCAGCUUGCCACGACAGCCAUGCUACAAGCUCAACCAUCGUUUUCAAUUGAAGAACUUUGCGCCCACGACAUUUAAGUCAAGUAGAACUGGCUGGUACUAUCGUGUUCUGAAAGAGGGAUCAGUCAAGGCUGGCGACGAAAUCAGGCUCGUCGAGCGAAAAUGGCCCAAAUGGACCAUUGAAAGGAUCCAGGAGUACCUGCACAGGAACCAGACCGACGCGGCUAUGAAUGAGGAACUCGCGUCGAUUGAGGACAUGGGCAAGGAAAGCCGUGGCGCAUUCCAACGACGAGUGGCCAAAGCCAAAGCUCAAGUCAAGAGGGAAAAGGGGGACCAGUGGAGAGACUUCAAGAUUAUCGAAAAGACAAGACAAACCCCCAGAAUCUCGUCAUUUGUCCUCGAAGCAGUCAACCCGAUCGAGAACCCAGAAUAUCUCAACGAAGGAGCCCACGCAAAGCUCAAACUGCCGAAUGGUCUCCUUCGAUCAUACUCUGUCGUGUCCGGGGAUCGCAACAAGUUCGAGCUCGGCAUUGCUCUCGAGGAUAAGGGCCGUGGAGGAUCCCUCUACCUCCACAACUCUACGGCUGUGGGCGACAUACUUCAGGUUGGGCGAAUGACUGCCGACGUAAAAGUUGCCAGUGCUUCAAGCAAUCACGUUUUCAUCGUGGGUGGUAUUGGCAUAACCGCCUUUUUGGUCCUUGCUGAGGCCUACCACGAAGUCCACUUCAAUUCUGAGAUACACUAUGCUGUUCGCUCGGCCGACGACAUACCGUUUCGUUCUCGGCUGGAUGCUCUUGGGAGCAAUGUUCGACUAUACGAUCGUUCUCAAGGCGAGCGAUUGGAUAUUGGCGAAAUCAUGAAGACGCUCAAGUGGAACAGCCAUGUCUACGUUUGCGGACCUACGCGAAUGACUGACGCCGUAAGAAUAGCCGCGGAGGAAUGCGGCCUCGAUGAGGGCGACGUACAUUACGAAGCCUUUUCUGCCGCCACGUCGGGAGACCCGUUCGAGGCAGAGAUUCUGAAUCGGGACGGCAAGAUCCUGAAGGUUGGCGAGGAAGAGACGCUGCUGGAAGUACUCAAGCGAGAGAUCGGAGGCGAUGUGGAGAGUAGCUGUGAAGUCGGCAACUGUGGGACUUGCAAGGUUACACUCAAGAGCGGUCGAGUUGAUCACAGAGGCACAGCUCUGUCUACUGACGACAAACUUGAGUCAAUGCUAAGUUGCGUGAGUCGUGGUAUUGGAAGGAUAGCCAUCGAGAUUUGA
This is a messenger RNA of Colletotrichum phormii, 1641 nucleotides long. Its product is annotated as MOSC domain-containing protein. Bases 1 to 1641 code for a protein of 546 amino acids. Gene Ontology annotation, molecular function: 2 iron, 2 sulfur cluster binding; molybdenum ion binding; oxidoreductase activity. The record is from RefSeq and is a predicted model, not a curated record. The transcript is spliced from 2 exons. Lineage: Eukaryota; Fungi; Ascomycota; Sordariomycetes; Glomerellales; Glomerellaceae.